CACACACACACACACACACACACAGUCACACAUGCACAUAGAAAGAGGAAACAGUUGGAUAGGAACUCAGAAAUCAUGUGACUGAUGACUAAGUUAAAUUUUUCCUAUUUACUGGAAGGAAGAGUCUGAUGAUUUGUUACCGAUUUUUUUUUUUGCAUUUUUAAAGUUUUGGAGCUAUCACAUUAUGUUAUCAUUUAUGCUCUUUUCUACUAUGUUUUCUUCCAUACUUACUGAACCUGAGGAGCAACACUGGACCUGCAGCUCCUCUGAUGCAACCAUUGCUUACACCUACUGUGAUGACAUUAAAUUUCCUAUUUUAGUUAGACCUGAUCCCUGUAUAUCAUUGAAAGGCACUGAAGGAUUUUUGCAUAUUUUCUACAUUCCAAGUAAGUAUAUAUAUUUUUUUGUUUCUGUAGAUCAGCUACCAGUGUUGUCUAUGAAGGGAUGUUCCAUACAAUUAAAAAAAGAAAGAUCACCUAAUAAUGAUGUAUUUUGCAUUAUGUUUGCAGAGACUGUGAAUACAACAAUACCGUUUUCCUUCAGGGGAAUACUAUUUCUUAAGGGCCGAUACAGAUGUGUUGCAGAAGCCAUUGCUGGGCAUACUGAAGAAAAACUCUUUUGUUUGAAUUUUACCAUCACACACCACCCUCGUCUCAAUUAGAAUAAAUUGAGUAUAUUUUUAUUUUUCAAAA
Molecule: messenger RNA, 692 nt
Organism: Ictidomys tridecemlineatus (thirteen-lined ground squirrel)
Lineage: Eukaryota; Metazoa; Chordata; Mammalia; Rodentia; Sciuridae
Source: RefSeq, a predicted model, not a curated record